Messenger RNA from Prorocentrum cordatum, 1095 nucleotides. The record is from the annotation of a GenBank genome assembly. NCBI's taxonomy places the organism in Eukaryota, Dinophyceae, Prorocentrales, Prorocentraceae.
CUUUAACGACCUUUUUUGAGCGGGGCGAGCGCCAGGGCACGUGCCGGGCACGGGCCGAAGAGCUGCCCCUCGGGCCCCCCCCCCUCUCUGCAGGCAGGCUGCCCCCGCCGCUGUGCGCCUCCGCCCGCCCGGAGGCCAAGGAGCGCCCGGAGCGUGGCGCGGUAAGAGGGCGUUGGUUUUUAUUUCUCUCCCGCCGCUCGCGCGCGGCACGGUUGGACCGCCCGCGCGUGGAGUGCAGGGCCCUCUACGCCCGCGCGGGGCCCACAGGCCGAGGAGGGGAGCGGCAGGCCGAGCAGGGAUUGGAUGGGGUUGGCCGGGGUGGUUCUUCGGUCGGGGCUUCUUUCCGUACGCAGCGUAUCGUAAAUCAGUUUACUGUAGAAGCGUCGUCGACCUGUGUCGUUGCGCAAUGACUGCGGACUCCCAAUCUCGUGUUUAGCACGGGUGCUUAUCUUGUAUAUAGUCGACGUUCCCGAGGACGGACUGAGAGCAUCGUCGGUGGUCUCGCCGGUGUCGGGGGGCGCCCCCGUUUGAAGACCGAAUGUUUUUGCGACGGUCGCUUCACGCUGACGGCAUUGGAGCUGCUGGCAGUAUCUUCUAGAGUGUUCUGCAACGCAGUAUGAGCUUUCGGCACAAUUUCAAAUUGCCAAUUCAUGUGUUGCCUUCCUGUUUAGGUUGUGGGCGCACGUUGUUCCAUGACGUGGGCGGGUCAACAACAUUUUGCAUUCGGUCCGGGGAGCAGUGGAUACAUGCGAUUCGUUUUAGCAUUCCAGUCGUUUUCUUUAGUCGCGCCGCAUCUGUCGAUAUUCGCUAGGCUUCAGUCUGGAAGACUGGGCUUGCCCGUGCGGCGUAGUGCAUUUUCCGCACUUCUGGACGUCUCCAAUAACGAAGCCGGGGCCGCCGCUUGUACUUGACCAGUCACUCCUGGCGCGUGGGCGGGCACUGUCCGGCGCUUGAGCCCCUCGGUGCCAAAGGGGCCCACUGCUGUGGAGCCGGGGCGGCGGGCGCUUCUGCUGCGGGCGCGCGGCCGGGCAAAGUUGCUGUGGCCACCGCCGGGGACGCUGCUCGAAGCUCGCGGACGGCGGCGGGGUAGAGAAA